Fusarium sp. VM40 is the source of this 2343-nucleotide messenger RNA. The record is from the annotation of a GenBank genome assembly. NCBI's taxonomy places the organism in Eukaryota, Fungi, Ascomycota, Sordariomycetes, Hypocreales, Nectriaceae.
AUGGAGUCAAUAGCAAGGAUCUCGAGUCUCAUGGAGACUGCGAGGGAGCUCACCCUCGAUGCAGCCCAGGCGACGCGCGGUGCGCGCACAAGCUCCAGACCUCUAGACCGGAACCAGAUGCGGAAGCUGUUGGAUAGUCGGAACGAUCGCGAGGUUCUUGAGGGGUUACGGCGUGUUAUCGCGAUGAUGUACCGAAACCACAAGACCUUACCAUUCUUCUCAUCUGUUGUCAAGAAUGUCGCAUCGCCGAAUAUCGAGAUCAAGAAGCUUGUGUACAUUUACCUUAUUCACCAUGCCGAACAGGAGCCCGACCUCGCCCUACUAUCGAUCAACACUAUUCAGAAAUCACUAUCCGACCAGAACCCCCAAGUCCGAGCUCUCGCCCUCAAGACCAUGUCUGGAAUCCGAGUCCCUGUCAUCAGUCAAAUCGUGUCUCUCGCUAUCAAGAAAGGUGCCGCCGACAUGAGCCCCUACGUGAGGAAAGCCGCCGCCCUUGCGAUUCCGAAGUGUCAUCGAUUGGACCCGAGUCAAGCGCCGCAGCUGAUCGAAUAUCUGACGACUUUGCUGGGUGACAAGCAAUACUUUGUCGCUGGAGCUGCCGUGUCGGCUUUCUUAGAGAUUUGUCCUGACCGGAUAGAUCUUAUACAUAAGCAUUAUCGCGCCCUCAUCAAGCAAGUGGUAGAUAUGGACGAAUGGAGCCAGCUGGCUACACUGCGACUGAUGAUGUAUUAUGCGCGCAAGUGUUUCCCUCGAAAGCUACAGUCCCCAGAUGAAGCGACCGAACAUUCUCAGGAGCAGAAAGUGGACGACUUCUACGGCGAAUCACGACAAGGCAAUCGAGGUCAGGGAUCGUCGGUUUUGGACCCAGACCUAGCACUGCUGUUGAGUGGCAUUAUACCUCUUCUACAGAGCCGAAACGCCGGUGUUGUUGUCGCCGUUACCAGAUGCUACGUCGAUAUUGGAACGCCGGAAUAUGUCAAGCAAGCCAUUGGCCCCUUAAUCGCACUGCUUCGUGGAGCUCAGGAUAUACAAGAGACUGCUCUUUUCAACAUUGUUGCUGUUUGUCUUAUUCGACCCGCAGACUUUGUUAAAUAUGCUAGUCACUUCCUGGUUCGAGCCACCGAUCCUGCUCCUGUCUGGGAAUUGAAACUGGAAAUUUUGACAAUUAUAUUCCCCCACAGCCCGCCUCACGUCAAAAGUCUUAUUCUAAAGGAGCUCGAACACUUCUCGCAGGGAACAAACAAAGCAUUGGUUCGUGAGGCGGUGCGCGCUAUUGGUCGCUGCGCCCAAACCGAUACAACUACGGCUCCUCGAUGUUUGAAGCUGCUCCUGGGUCAGAUCACCAGUUUGGACGGUACUCUGGCUGCAGAGUCGUUGACUGUUAUUCGCCACUUGAUACAGCAGGAUGUUCAGGGUCAUGUUGGAACAGUUGUCCGGCUAGCGAAGAACCUCGACUCGGCCACAGAUCCUCAAGCGCGUGCUACGAUCGUGUGGCUGGUUGGUGAAUUCUCUGGUCUGAAUGGAGAGGACAAUAUUGCGCCAGAUGUUCUUCGCAUCUUACUCAAGGAGUUUACCAACGAAUCCCCAGUUGCGAAGCAACAGAUUCUGCUCUUGGCAGCCAAGGUCUACCUUCAUCACCUCAACCGCAGGAGUGAAGCGGAAAAGGAGCGGGAUGCAGAGGAGGACUCACCAAUGGAGGCGGACACGCAUCCUAUCGUGAGACUAUGGGAGUAUGCUCUUCUUCUUGUCAGAUAUGACACAUCAUUCGACCUUCGAGAUCGUGCUAGAAUGUAUCGAGCUCUUCUUGCGGUCCCUCAACUGGCGACAUUAAUGUUGCUUGCUGAGAAGCCCGCGCCCCAGGCCCCAAGUCCAUCUGAAUCUCGGAAGGGAUUCCUGCUGGGCUCCUCCACAUUGGUACUCGCUGGUGGCGGUGGCAUCCAUGGUCUUCGGGGAUAUGAACCCCUGCCUGGCUGGGUCGAGGAAGGAAAGCAACCUGACCGCCGACUGCGAGAACCGGAAGGUAGUCAGAGUUCCAGGUACGAUGUGGAGAGAAGUACACUGCCUGCUAGUGACAGACUCGACGAGGCGGCAAAGACAGCCAUGCCUAUCAAGGCAAAUGCAAACGGCACAGGCGAAGGAGUAGGUGUCAAGACGUUGGAUGAUUGGCUUGGAGAAGAGGAGAAAGAAAGUGACGAGACAGAGGAAGAAUCAUCAGAGGAAUCAUCAGAGGAUGAAGACGACGAGGAAGAGGAUGAUGAUGAUGAAAACGACGAUGACGACGAUGAGGAGGAGGAAUCAGACAGUGACGAUGAUGGGGAAGCUGAUAGACUGGUCAAAUCCUAA